This is a messenger RNA of Chelonus insularis, 3352 nucleotides long. Its product is annotated as presequence protease, mitochondrial. Gene Ontology annotation, biological process: protein processing. Gene Ontology annotation, cellular component: mitochondrial matrix. Lineage: Eukaryota; Metazoa; Arthropoda; Insecta; Hymenoptera; Braconidae. The record is from RefSeq and is a predicted model, not a curated record. Gene Ontology annotation, molecular function: metal ion binding; metalloendopeptidase activity. The transcript has 2 exons. Bases 173 to 3217 code for a protein of 1014 amino acids.
UAUAAAAUGCUUUUGAUAUGAUCAAACAUUUAUUUAAAAUGUCAGUGUUUCAAUUUUAAUUAAUUAUUUAAUUCCAAAUUUAUUAAAUUGAAUAAUAAACUAGUUAUAAAUUUUAACACCACACAAUUAUAGUACAAUUCUAGACUUGUUAAAUAUAACAAAAAAAGAUAAAAUGUUGCGACAAUUUAACAAGACCAAGUGUGCGCUUCUUGUCUUUCCACGUAGGCAUUCUCAUGCCACUCAAAUAUCUCCAAAAAAUAAUGAAUCAGAAAAAUAUAGAAAAGGCGAUCUUAUUCAUGGAUUUGUUCUCGAUGAAAUUGCACGAGUUGAUGAAAUGUUUUUAGAUGCUAUUCGUUUAACACAUUUAUCGACUGGUGCCCAAUAUCUUCAUUUAAAUCGUGAUGAUAGUAAUAAUGUAUUUUCUAUAAAUUUUCGCACAACUCCGAUGGAUUCUACAGGUUUACCUCACAUUCUCGAACACAUGACUUUAUGUGGAAGUAAUCGCUAUCCAGUACGAGAUCCUUUUAUGAAAAUGUUGCGUCGAUCACUUGCAACAUUUUUAAAUGCUAUGACUGGUCCUGAUUAUACAAUAUAUCCAUUUUCUACUCAGAACAUCAAAGACUUUUACAAUCUUCAAUCAGUCUAUGCUGAUGCAGUCUUUAAGCCACUCCUAAGAGAAAUGGAUUUUCGUCAGGAAGGCUGGAGACUGGAACAUGCAGAUUUAAAUGACAAAAAAAGUUCAAUAAUAUUCAAAGGAGUGGUAUUUAACGAAAUGAAAGGAGUUUUUAAUGAAAAUCAAUGGGUUUUUACGGAAAAAUUUUUAAAUUUGAUUCUACCAAGUCAUACUUAUUCAGUAUGUUCUGGUGGAUAUCCUUUAGAUAUUCCUAAAUUAACUCACAAGGCUCUUACUGAUUUUCAUGCAAAAUAUUAUCAUCCAUCGAAUUCACGAAUUUUUUCAUAUGGAAAUUUUCCUUUUGAAAAUCAUUUAAAAUUUUUAAAUGAUAAUUACUUUACAUGUGAUAAAAUUGAUCCUAAAAUGUCAUCCGUUCCAUCUGAAUCUCGAUGGAAAGUACCAAGAAGAGAACAUAUAACGUGUAAAAUUGAUCCUUUAGCUUCUGAUCCUGAUAAACAGAGUGUUAUAGGUAUUGGAUUCCUAUGUAAUGACAUCACUGAUAUUCAAACAACUUUAGAACUUAAAAUUCUGUCGGAGUUACUUUUGAAAGGUCCAAAUUCUGCAUUUUAUAAAAGUCUAGUUGAAUCUGGUCUCUCUGAUGGUUUUGGUGGAUUUACUGGCUAUGAUCCCCAAUGUAGAGACUCAAUAUUUAUUGUCAGUCUUCAAGGAGUCAAACCUGAAAAUUUUCAGAAGAUUGAACAAGUUUUCGAUGAAACUGUUAAUAGAGUAAUUGAUCAAGGUUUUGGAAAAGAUCACGUACAAGCUGUUCUCCAUGGUAUAGAGAUUAGAGUUAAGCAUCAAGUAUCAAACUUUGGCAUGAACCUUCUGUUCAAUCUUACUUCUUUGUGGAACCAUGAUGGAAAUUUGAUUGAGUCAAUGAGAAUAAAUAAAGCUAUCGAAAAUUUUAGAAUGCAGUUGCAACAAGAUUCCACGUAUCUUAAUAAACUCGUUGAAAAAUAUCUGAAAAAUAACCAGCAUCAAUUAGUUUUAACAAUGUCACCUGAUGAUGAGUAUGAAUCGAAGCUAAAAACAGCUGAAGAAAAGUUGUUACAAAGUAAAUUGAAAGAAUUUUCCAGUAAAGAAUUAGAUCAAAUUUAUAAUAAUGGAUUGAUUUUGAGGAAGGAUCAAGAGAAAGAAGAAAAUUUAAAUAUUUUACCCACAUUAAAAAUGGAAGAUUUGAAAAAAGAUGUUAAUCGGUAUGCUACAGAAAAUAUUAAAGUCUGUGAAGUUCCAAUUCAAAUAUCAAUUCAACCAACUAAUGGAGUCUCGUAUUAUCGUGGGAUUCUCAAUACUUGUGAUCUUUCUGAUGAUCUUAAACUUUUAGUUCCCAUUUUUAACAAUGUCAUUUCUAAAAUGGGAACUAAUAGUCAUGAUUAUCGAAGCUUUGACAGAUUAUGCCAACUGAAAACUGGUGGACUUCAUUUUUCAAGUCAUAUAGCCGAAAAAAUCGACAGUUUAACAAGUUAUGAAGAAGGUAUUUUAAUAAGUUCAUAUUGUCUAGAUAAAAACACUGAUGACAUGUGGAAAUUGUGGAUUGAAUUAUUUAACGAAGUUAAUUUGGAAGAUGCUACACGUUUUGAAACUUUAAUAAAAAUUCUUGCUGCUGACUUAUCACAGGGAAUAGCUGAUUCGGGGCAUAUUUAUGUAAUGAAUAGUGCAGCAAGUCUAAUAUCUCCGAUUGCUAAAUAUAAAGAGAGUAUUUCAGGUCUAGAAUUUGUUGGAAGGAUGAAAAGAAUGGUACAAAACAAAGAAUUUGUAACAGUAUUGGAAAAAAUUAAAGCCAUAAGUCAACAUGUACUAAACAAAGAACAUUUUCGUACUGCAAUUAAUACAUCAAAUGAAAAAAACAUUAUUUUAAAAGGAUUACAUGAAUUUUAUCAAUCUAUUGAUGGGAUACCAAAUGUUGAGACAGUUAAGUUGACGCAAAAUAAUCAAAAGAGUAAUGUUGAAAAAGGAGUUCAUCAUGUUAUGCCUUAUAAUACAAAUUACACUUCAAAAACAAUAUUAACUGUUCCUUACAGCCAUCCCGAUCAUGCUUGCUUGCGAAUCUUAGCUAAAUUAAUAAGUUCAGUUUAUUUGUUGAAAGAAGUUCGUGAGAAAGAAGGUGCAUAUGGAUCUGGUGCGACUAUUUCAACUGAAGGAGUUUUUACAUUUUUUUCAUUUCGAGAUCCUAACAGUACUAAGACAUUUGACACCUUUGAUAAAACUUACGAUUUUUUAAAGAGCUUUCACUUCAAACAUACAGACUUAGAUGAAUCUAAAUUAGGGGUUUUCCAAAACAUUGAUGCACCCAUUGCACCUGGAGAUCGAGGAAUGACUAAGUUCAUUACAGGAUUAACAGAUGAUGAUAUUCAAAUGCAGAGAAUUAGGUUGAAAAAUGUGACGAAAGAAGAUGUAUUGAGAGUCGCAGAAAAGUAUUUGAGGCCUGGAAUUGAUGGAGUUAAAGUUGGUCGAGCAAUAAUUGGCCCAGCAAACUCAGAAUUAUUAGAAAGGAAAUCAGAAAAUUGGGAAGUUUGGACAAAUGAAAGCGAAGAUAGUCAAUGAAAAUAACAUUUCGUACUUUUUUCAGAUUGACAUUAUAAAAUUUAUAAAAUAAUUCUUAAUAAUUUGCAAAAUCCAAACUAAUGACAGUGUUGUAGUAGUUGAAGUUAAUUUCUCUAUUAAAAUGAAUUUUUUAUA